Closterium sp. Naga37s-1 is the source of this 1407-nucleotide messenger RNA. NCBI's taxonomy places the organism in Eukaryota, Viridiplantae, Streptophyta, Zygnematophyceae, Desmidiales, Closteriaceae. The record is from the annotation of a GenBank genome assembly.
CUUACUUUGUCAAGACUUUUGACCGAGGAGGAAGCGUUCGGGUUGGGUGUGGAAUCAGAGGAAGGAGCUCCUUCAUUCCCGGUCGUGGAGGCGCAGCAGGGUGUGAAGGUGGGAGUCAAGGAGAGCAGCGGCUGCUGUAAUCUGACUCGCAGUGAGAGCAAUUGCAGCAGCCAUAGUGCGCGCCUUAUUGUCCUCUCCCGGGAUACCGACACCACCUCCUCCACUUCCUCCUCGCUUCUUAGUGACUUUUCCUCCUCUGCAGUCAGCAAUGUCACAAAAUUCAUGGGUGCCGAGAUGGGGAUUGGCCGGGGCUUUUGCAGCAGUGGGAGGGGAUGGACAGUGGAGGCGAAGGGUGUUGGGGAGCUGGUGGAAAAAGAUGUGCUUUCAAACCAGCUGUUUGCGGAUGGCAUGGAGGGGGAAAAGAGUUACAAUGACUUCAUAUCUGCUGGGAAGGGGAGCGCACAGGGAUCGAGCGAGGCUUGUGCAGCUGUGGGAAGUGGUGGAGCAUGCACUCCACCAAAAACAAGCAAUAGAAAAACCUUGUUUCAUAAUUCCCUUGUUUCGCCAUUCCCUUGUCUCGCCAUUCCCCUGUCUCGUCAUUCCCUUGUCUCGCCAUUCCCUUGUCUCGCCAUUCACUUGUCUCGCCAUUCCCUUGUCUCGUCAUUCCCUUGUCUCGCCAUUCCCUUCUCUCCCCACUCCCUUGUCUCGCCAUUCGAUUGUCUCGCCAUUCCCUUGUCUCGCCAUUCCCUUGUCUCGCCAUUCCCUUGUCUCGCAAUUCCCUUGUCUCGCCAUUUUCUUGUCUCGCCAUUCCCUUGUCUCGCCAUUCCAUUGUCUCGCCAUUUCCUGUCAAGGAAUCUCACACCUGUCUUCGCCCUCCUCCAUCCUCACCUCACUCUGUGCCAACGCCUUUCCUUGCUGUCAUGUCCCACCCAGCAGCUUUCUCUUUAUAUUCUCUUCCCCUCUUCCAUUUCUUCCAUUCCUUGCGUCUCCUGUCCUCUCCCUUCCCCUCUUCUCCCUUCCGCUCUUCUCACUUCCCCUCUCCUCUCUUUCCUUCACCCCCAUCGCCCAUGCUCCCCACAUGCUCUCUCAUUUCAUGCUCUCCCCCCUUCCUUCUCCUCCCAUCUUCCCUCCUCUCCCACACCACCCCAGGUGAUGAAGCGGGCGUCAGAGCGUGUGUUUGUGCCGCUCACAGUGGGGGGCGGCAUCAGAGACAUCACCUCCUCCCCAUCCUUCAUCUCCCAAUCCUUCAUCUCCCCCACGUCCCCCUGCAACCGUCCACAAGUGAUGAAGCGCGCAUCGGAGAGGGUGUUUGUGCCGCUCACAGUGGGAGGCGGCAUUCGAGACUUCACGGACGCCAAUGGCAGGUUGGGCACUCAUGCUCGUGGUGCCGCUGCUGAUGGCAGUUGA